Messenger RNA from Varanus komodoensis (Komodo dragon), 315 nucleotides. Its product is annotated as C-factor-like. The annotation marks the transcript as partial. Lineage: Eukaryota; Metazoa; Chordata; Lepidosauria; Squamata; Varanidae. The record is from RefSeq and is a predicted model, not a curated record. The transcript is spliced from 3 exons.
AAUGUGAUUGGGCCCAUGGUGGUGAGCCAGGUGUUCCUGCCCUUGCUGAGGAAGGCAGCCCAGGAAAGCCCCUGGAAAGGGAUGAUCUGCAGCAAAGCGGCCAUCAUCAAUAUGUCCAGUGAAGGCGGCUCAAUCACAGAUCUCUUGUUACAGGAUCUUGGACAAGGGAUCAGUUACCAUUGCAGCAAGGCUGCUCUGAACAUGCUCACACGGUGCCAGUCGCUGGGAUUUGCCAAAGAGGAGAUCCUCUGCACUGCAGUGCAUCCUGGGUGGUUAAGGACAGACAUGGGAAUCCCUCCGGUAGGUGACUCUUGA